Onychostoma macrolepis is the source of this 3770-nucleotide messenger RNA. RefSeq names its product solute carrier family 2 member 15b (gene slc2a15b). The coding region runs from base 466 to 2214 and encodes 582 amino acids. Gene Ontology annotation, cellular component: membrane. NCBI's taxonomy places the organism in Eukaryota, Metazoa, Chordata, Actinopteri, Cypriniformes, Cyprinidae. The record is from RefSeq and is a predicted model, not a curated record. The transcript is spliced from 12 exons. Gene Ontology annotation, molecular function: hexose transmembrane transporter activity. Gene Ontology annotation, biological process: monosaccharide transmembrane transport.
AUAGAUUAAUUUUUUUAAUCUAGAUUAAUCUCACUGUAAUCUUGGAAUUAAUCUAGAUUAAAAUGGCUCAUUUGAAUUCUGCCAAGUAGAUCAGAAUAAAUUCACUACUAGUAGUAAACAACUAGCAGUCAUCAAGAAUUUAAUAUUGAUAACAUUGAAGACAUUGUAUGAUUAUUCCUUAAAGAUAAGGUUUUAAUAGUUUUAGUAGUAGUAGCCUAUUACAUUCUGCCCAAUGUCUUCAAGUGAAACCGAACUUUUAUUUUGACGGGUUGCCGUGAGGAUAGUUUUUCUCAAAUGAAACGCUCGAAGGCUCAUGAAGUGACUCUCAGAGCAGUUCUGGAGAUGGAAAGGAGCUAGCAGACACGUGAUUCGCUGAAGCAAGGUGGACUAGUACGCGGUGCAGGAAGUGCUCGCAGACCGAUAACCAGCUGAUAGAUCGAUUUUGUGAAUCGUGGAAACGGGGCGAUGACUAGAUCACGAGGAAAUAGAAAUGAGAAUGGAGCAGAGACUCAAAGGAAGGAGGAUACAGGUGAAGAGGAUGAUGGAAUGGAGGUAGGAGGGAAACAGGGAGAUGGAAGGGCAGGAAAGAAGAUGAAUAAAAAGAGGAAGAAAAUAAAUGAGUUGAGGUCGGAAAGUAGUUCGAUAGAUAGUGAGGAAGAUAGGGACACGAUGGAAAUGGUCAAGGAAGAGCAUCUAACCUCGUCCCUGUUGGCGGUAGCCUUCCUCUCUUCUUUUGGGAGCUCAAUGCUGUAUGGUUAUAACCUGGCUGUUGUUAAUUCUCCUGCAGAGUACAUAAAGGACUUUUAUAACCAAACCAUUGUGAGGCGGAAUGGGUCAGGAGUGGAUAAAGAGACUCUCACACUUAUUUAUUCAGUCACUGUGUCUAUAUUUGCCAUUGGAGGCCUGGUGGGCUCUCUCACAGUGGGAAUUCAGGUUACCAGAUUUGGGAGGAGAGGGACACUAGUACACAGCACAGUUCUGGUGUUUAUCGCCGGAGUGCUGAUGGGCUUCAGCCGAUUAUGUGGAUCUCCAGAGAUGAUCAUCGUUGGGCGCUUCAUUAUAGGGAUACACUCAGGGAUUUCUCUCAGCGUAGUGCCCAUGUAUCUAGGAGAAAUUGCUCCGAAGAAUCUCCGGGGCUUCCUAGGGCUUGUGCCCAGCAUCUUCAUCUGUAUAGGAGUGUUUAUCGCUCAGAUUCUGGGACUCCAUGAGAUCUUGGGCAAGGAAGAGCACUGGCCUCUGUUCCUCUCUCUAGUUGUGGUGCCUCCAUUCAUACAACUCAUGUUGUUGCCAUGGUUCCCAGAGAGUCCGAGAUAUCUGUUGAUGGAAAAGCAGAACAUUCAUGCCACUAUCACAGCACUGAAGUGGUACAGUCCCAAAAGUAACAUCCAAGCUGAGGUGGAGGAGAUGCAGGAAGAGCAGCGCUCUUUGUCCUCAGUAGAGACUGUCUCAGUAUUGCAGCUCUUCAGGGAUCCGUCUGUUCGCUGGCAGCUUGUUACUGUUCUUGUGGUCAAUGCUGGGAUGCAGCUGUCUGGAAUCGAUGCGAUUUGGUUCUACACCAAUGCCAUCUUUGAGAAUGCGGGUAUUCCUGCUCAUCAGAUUCAGUACACAACCGUGGGCACUGGAGCCAUAGAGGUCAUCGCUGGACUCAUAGGGUGCUUUACUAUUGAGCGUGUGGGUAGGAGGCCUCUGAUGAUUGGUGGCUUCAGCUUUAUGGGUGUGUGCUGCGCUGGAAUCACUUUCUCCCUACUAUUACAGGCUCACGUGUCCUUCAUGCGGUAUGUCAGUGUGGCCUGUGUGGUCGGAAUCAUCGCAGGGUUCUGCAUUGGGCCUGCUGGUGUCCCAUUUCUCAUGACAGGAGAGCUCUUUAAACAAUCCCAUCGACCUUCUGCCUACAUUGUAGGAGGAUUUCUCAACUGGAUAUCAAACUUCACUGUGGGAUUUGUCUUUCCAUUCCUUCAGAUGUCAGCUGGUGCGUUCUGUUAUCUGGUGUUCUGUGGUGUGUGUGUGGGGGUGGCAGCCUACGUUUUCUUCAUCAUCCCUGAAACAAAGAACAAAACCUUUGUGGAGAUCAGUCAGAUGUUCGCUUCAAGAAAUGCUUGUGAAAUUGAAAACCAGCCGCUGGGAAUCACUGACCAACUCGGGCUCAAAAAAAUGAAUGGGUAUGGUGCACUGGUGCCUGGAGAUGUGGACAAAGUGGACAGGACAGAGAAAUAGUGGUGAAGAAAGAGGGCAGUAUUGUUUGUAUGCUGUGUUCUGGUGCUACAAACCACUCUUCUGUGCACUGCGAGAAUGUGGUGUUUUCAUGAAUUAUCUGUCAUUAGAUCACUUACAAAUAGUGAGCCCAUAUGACAAGUACUAAAGAGCUUUUAUUUGCAAGUCUUCUGAAGCCAAACAAUAGUUUGUGUAAUGAACAGACUAAAAAUGGAGCUUAUGCACUCAUAUGUGACCCUGGACCACAAAACCAGUAUUAAGUCGCUGGGGUAUAUUUAUAGCAAUAGCCAAUAAUACAUUGUAUUGGGCAAAAUUAUAGAUUUUUCUAUUAUGCCAAAAAUCAUUAGGAUAUUAAGUAAAGAUCAUGUUCCAUGAAGAUAUUUUGUAAAUUUCUUAAUGUAAAUGUAUCAAAACUUAAUUUUUGAUUAGUAAUAUGCAUUGCUAAGAACUUUAUUAGGACAACUUUAAAGGCGAUUUUCUCAAUAUUUAAAAAGUUUUUGCACCCUCAGAUUCCAGAUUUUCAAAUAGUUGUAUCUCGGCCAAAUAUUGUCCGAUUCUAACAAACCAUACAUCAGUGGAAAGCUUAUUUAUUCAGGUUUCAGAUUAUGUAUAAAUCUCAAUUUCGAAAAAUUGACACUCAAGACUGGUUUUGUCGUCCAGGGUCACAUAUGCACUCAUAUCUAUGCACAAUAUGCACUCGUAUCUCAUAUUAUUGCUCAACUAGUAACCAAAUGUCAAAUCUGUACAAUAGAUGCCAUAUUUUGAUUUUAUAAUGUCAUUAAUUGCAUUUUUCUCAAGAAAGAUUGCAGCACAUUCAAAUUUAAACUUCCCGAGAGCUUCAGUUUUGGUUUGUUCCUCACACAAAGCUUUCGUAUGCCUUCAGAAGGCUAAGAAUAUAGAGCACAUGUCAUGGACUACAGUACAGUUCAAAAAUUUGGGGUUGGUAAGAUUUUUUUCUCUUCUGCUUACCAAGGCUGCAUUAACUUGACCAAAAAUACAGUAAAAACUGCAAUUUGAAAUAACUGUUCUCUAUUUUAACAUACUGUAAAAUGCAAUUUAUGGUGAAAAGCUGAAUUUUCAGCAUCAUUCCUCCAGUCUUAAGUGUCACGUGAUCCUUCAGAAAUCAUUCUAAUAUGCUGAUUUGCUGCUCAAGAAUUUUUGUUUUACUAUUAUCAUCAAUGUUGAUUGAUCAUUCUUUAAUGAAUAGAAUGUUCAAAAGAACAGCAUUUAUUUGAAAUAGAUUUUUUUGUAACAUAAUAAUUUCAAUUCAAUGCAUCCUUGUUCAAUGCAUCCAAAUAUUUGAACAGCAGUGUACUUUUGUAGUGUAGAAAAUGAGAAAAUGAUUUUUUUUUAUCAUAACCUCAGGUUGCAUUGCAGGUAAACUGUUCCUGUUCUGCAAAUCACUAAAUAAGAAUGCAUUGGCUAAAUGACAAAUAACCAAAGAACCUGUCAUGUGCUCCUUAUAUGGUUUAUACUCCAAGAAAACAAGGAUUUUAAUUUAUCCUACCUGUUGAAAUCUGUGACUUGUCAUAUAUAACAUGGGUAAAAGUAUCAUUAUA